Coregonus sp. 'balchen' is the source of this 8485-nucleotide messenger RNA. The record is from the annotation of a GenBank genome assembly. NCBI's taxonomy places the organism in Eukaryota, Metazoa, Chordata, Actinopteri, Salmoniformes, Salmonidae.
AUGGUGAGGAGGCGGGCGAUGCACAAGGAGGGUUCAGAACCAGGAAGGGUUGUCCAGGAGUGCUGCGUCCGGGAGGAGGUACAGCGUCGGGUGGAGGUGGAGAGGGAUGGAGGGAUGGUGGAGGUGUGUACAGUCAGCCGUAGCUGCAGCCGCAGUGAGCUCAAUCUGAGUGCCACAGACAACCAGGGGGAGGAGCGUCCUCUGUCUAGCUCUUCCCACGUACUCCAGGUGCUUCAGGAAGAUGUGGAUGACUUCCCUCCAAGCGCCUCACACUGCAGCCAUAGCAACAACCCACCACAACCGCUCCCCUUGACUCCGCGACCUCCCAGCCACUUGUCCACUUCCUCCAGGAGCAGGAAACACACCCCUGCCCCUACCCCUACCCCACAGGGAGAGGAGGGGGGAGAGGGGGAAGAGGAAAGGCGUGACAUGGGUGAGGAGAGGGCUAGCAGAGCCUCCUCCCGACGCUCUUGUCACUCGUGCUCCUGCUGUAGUGGAGAGGUCACCCCUCAGGCCGACCAGGAGAGGGCGGAGUGCUCGCGGUCAAAGGCCAGCCAAGCCUCCCACAGAUCCAGAUCCUUCAACAGAUCCAGAUCUCCCUCCAACAGAAUCAGAACCCCUGUGGCUUCAGAGGAGGGAGAUGAUGAAGAUGAUGAGGAGGAGAGACCAGUCAGCGUUAUGUCCACUCACAUCGGCCUCUCCGGGGGAUCGGGGGGGUCAGUGGGGUCUAUGGUGCCCAGUGUGUGUCCUCACUGUGGGGGGUGUGACCAUAGGUCCAGCCCUGCAUCCUGCCCCUCACAGAGGUCACAGCGAUCUAAAUGUGAAGAGGAGAGGUCAGGGAGCGGACUCUCGGGUGGCUCAGAUGAGUCCGGUUUUUCUCAGAGGACCAACAGGUCCAACUGUACCCACUACUACCAAGAGGGCCGAGCAGCCAGCAGAAUGUCACACCUGUCUCUGCCCGAGGAGGGAGAGGAAACAGGGAAGGAGGGAGAGGUAGAGGAGGGAGAGAAAAGAGAGGAGGGGGAGAAAGAGGAGAGAGCAGCCAGCGCCCUCUCAGCCAAAUCCUUCUCUUCAGUCAAGGGCAGGAACUCCAGAACCUCCCAUAAGUCUAAGGCCUCAGAAUCCCUUGCAGACAUGGAGGAAGAGAUGGAGGGAGAGAUGGAGGGAGAGAUGGAGGGAGAAGUGGAAGAGGGAGAGGUAGAAGAGGGAAGAGAGCAGAGAGCAGCAAGUGCCAUGUCAGCUAAUUGUAACCUCUCAGGAAAGUCCAACAGCAAAGCAGAACGGGCCCCUUCCCCCAACUUACCAGAGGCACCAGUUACUGAUGAGGUGAGAGAGGGGAGACCAGCAAGCGCCAUAUCGGCCAAGUCUAGCAGGUCUCAUAAGUCUACCUGUAGAAAAGCAGAUGGGUCCACCAAAGCUUCAGAGAGGGCAGCAUCUCCCAGAUCAGAACCAGAAGCUGCUGAGGAUACCGGAGCAGCAGAGACAGAGGACAGAGCAGCCAGUGUCAUGUCAGCUAAAACCAGUGCUUCAGCAAAGUCCAGCAGAUCUCAUAAGUCUACCCGGAGUCAGAGUUUUAGGGCUGCUUCAGCUGAAGUCCCUGCUAUUGAGACAACGGGUGAAGAGGUAGAAGAGGGAGAGAAAACAGAGGAGAGGGCAGAGAGCUCCAUGUCAGCUAAAUCGAACCUCUCAGCAAAGUCCAACAGGUCCCGUAAGUCUGCCUGCAGCAAAGCAGAACAGGCCCCUUCCCCCAACUCACUAGAGGCACCAACCACUGAACCUGGUGUGGUUGAGGAGGGAGAGAGAGCAGCGAGCGCCAUGUCAGCUGAAACCAGGGCUUCAGCAAAGUCCAGCAGAUCCCACAAGUCCACCUGCAACAGGAGUGUUAGGGCUGAGACACCUGUUGCUAAAGACAUCCCUGCUAUUAAAACAACAGAAGGAGAUGAGAAUGGAUCAGCUGCUGCUGCUGCCGGAGACACAGAGGAGAGACCAGCGAGCGCCAUGACGGCUAAAACUAACGCUUCAGUUAAGUCUAGCAGAUCUCAUAAGUCUAAAGCUUCAGAUAGGGCUGUCUCUAAAGGGGCUAACAUCCCGGCUAUCGAAACAACAGUGAAAUCUAGCAGAUCUCAUAAGUCCACCUGCAGCAAAGCAGAACGGGCCUCUUCCCCCAACUCACCAACUGAACGGGCCCCUUCCCCCAACUCACCAACUGAACGGGCCCCUUCCCCGAACUCACCAACUGAACGGGCCCCUUCCCCCAACUCACCAACUGAACGGGCCCCUUCCCCCAACUCACCAACUGAACGGGCCCCUUCCCCGAACUCACCAACUGAACGGGCCCCUUCCCCCAACUCACCAACUGAACGGGCCCCUUCCCCGAACUCACCAGAGGUAGCAGCUUCUGCUGUAGAUGAGGAGGGAGAGAGAGCAGCGAGCGCCACGUCUGCUAAAACCAGGGCUUCAGCAAAGUGCAGCAGAUCCCACAAGUCCACCUGCAGUAGGACUGUUAGGGCUGAGACUCCAGGGACUAAAGACAUCCCUGCUAUUACGACGACAGGGGGAGAUGAGACGGUUGACGAUACAGCCGCUGCUGGAGACACGGAGGUGAUACCAGCGAGCGCCAUCUCAGCUAAAACCAGCGCUUCAGUCAAGUCCAGCGGCAGAAGGGCUAAGACUCCAAGCUCCCGACCAGCCGAUGUCCCUGUUAUCGAAACAAAAGGAGGAGAGGAGAAGGAGAGACCAGCGAGCGUCAUGUCAGCUAAAUCCACCGCCUCUGUCAUGUCCACCAGGUCUCGUAAGUCUACCAGCAGUAGGAGGGCUGAACCAGCUGCAGAACCAGCUGACGUCCCUGUUAUUGAGACCACCGGAGGAGACAAGAAGGGAGAGGGGACAGAGAGACCAGCGAGCGCCAUGUCAGCUAAAUCCACCGCCUCUGUCAUGUCCACCAGGUCUCGUAAGUCUACCAGCAGUAGGAGGGCUGAACCAGCUGCAGAACCAGCUGACGUCCCUGUUAUUGAGACCACCGGAGGAGACAAGAAGGGAGAAGGGACAGAGAGACCAGCGAGCGCCAUGUCGACUAAAUCCAACGUUUCAGCAAAGUCCAGCAGGUCUCACAAGUCCACCUUUAAUAGUGGAAGUACGAGAGCGGUUUCUCCAGCAGCUAAAACAGCAGAACUCCCCACCAUUGAAACAACAGGGGUUGACGGGGAGGGAGAGAAAACAGGGGAGAGAUCAGCUAGCGCCAUGUCGGCUAAAUCUCACGUCUCAGCUAAAUCCAGUACAUCUAAUAAGUCUAAUGGCAGUAAUAGAAUUAUGUUUCCACAUCUGAAAAAAGAGAGAGGUGAGAGAGGUGUUAUACCUGCCCCCAGCACUACAGGAGAUGACCUUGAGACAGGCAGUGUGAAAUCUGCCGUGAGCACAAAACCCAAAAGUAAAGCAGAUUCCUCAACCACCAGAGCACCACAGGCCAGUGCUAAAUCUACCAAUCAGACACCGCCUGCCACCACCGAGACAGCCAAUGAGGAGUCUCAAAGUCAAGCCGCCAGCAAGGCUGCAGACAGAGUUGAUGAUGUCGGAAAUGAUGUCACAGAGGAGAAAGCGUCCAGCGUACGCUCUAAAGCAGCUGGAGACUCCAGGCCUGCAUCUGCUGCCUCCGCCCGCUCUGCCAGGUCAAAGGUGAAAGUUGAGAAGGCCAGCGAUGCUCAGGAGGAGGACAGUCCAAAGACAAGCGCCUCCGACUUCCUGCAAGUGAAAGGUCAAGGUCACAGGGUCAGAGCUCAGAGCUCCAGACCAAAGUCAGCGGAAGACCCUCCCUCCGAGUCUCUCAGUCCCCCCAGGGGCUCCGCUAUUCAGUUGGAGACGGCCAGCAUCAGUGACAGCCUCCUCUCCCAGUUCCUGUCAGCUGCUGACCUGCUCAAGGGGAACAUAGUCAUCUUGCGCCCCUCCAGCCCUGCAGGGUCAAAGGUUAGCCUCACUGAGAAUGGGAAGAGUGGAAAGAGCCAGAGGAGCAGGAAGCCCAGACAGGAAGAGACGGAGUUAGAGGAGCUGGAUCCCCUCUGUCUGCCCAACACCUCGCCCAACGACGUUGUCAGUGAUUGGCUGAGAGGCAUUCCUGCCGACAGCGGCAUGGAUAAUCCUGAAGACGAGAUGAACGAGGGAAUUGAGGAGACAGAAGAAGAAGGAGAGGAAGCGUUGGAGAAAGGAGGGGAAACAGAGGGAGUGGGAGGAGAGGAGAAACAAGAACCGGUUGAGACCGCAGUGCUGGAGCAGGAGAACACGGCUGAAACAGGACAACAGGAAGUGGAACAGGAGAACACAGCUGAAACAGGACAACAGGAAGAGGAAGUGGAACAGGAGAUCACGGCUGAAAUAGGACAACAGGAAGUGGAACAGGAGAACACAGCUGAAACAGGACAACAGGACGAGGAAGUGGAACAGGAGAUCACGGCUGAAACAGGACAACAGGAAGUGGAAGAGGAACAGGAGAACACGGCUGAAACAGGACAACAGGAAGAGAAAGAGGAAGUGAAGGAGGCUGCAGAGCACCCAGAGGAAGAUGAGGAGGUGGAAGAGAGGGGAGAGGAGGAGGGAGCAGAAGAGGGAGGAGAGUGCUCUGAGUGUGCUGGCUUAUGCUCUGACCCAGCCCCGACCACCAAUGACAUCACUUCCUCUCAUCCUCGCCAUCUGUUCCUCAGUAAAGAGUCAAAGCUGCCCUGGAGCUGCCACUCAUCUGUGGCAGUGAUGAAGGUUCUACUGAGCCCUUCACUGGGCCGAUGCAGCUCCCUACCCGAGGUAUUUCCUGUUUCUAGGCUUUUACUUACUUACUUUUACUUCCCAGUGAGCACAAGACGUUGAAAAGUAUUUUCAAUGUCUUUUCAACAUCUUUUCAACCCCAAAUAUGUAUUUCCUAAAUCUUUUGCUCAUAGGGUUAAAUACUUUAUAGUUUUACUUAUAUACUUCUUACUUUUAAACUGUUAUUAUUUUCCUACUUUUAUUGUGUCAUAUUCACAUGGUUUGUAUGACUUUCAGGGGGAGAAUAAAACACAUUUUGAUGCAAGUUAUUCCUAAUUCUUAAUCCUUUACUCCAGAUAAGUCCUGUGUACGGACGCAGACUGAGCUCCUCUGCUAAAGGUCUGCUGGACUGUCUGGCCCAGCUGCAGCUCAUCGACCCGCCCCCUUCUCCAGCUGCAGCCCCGAGCCCUGACAGGGGCCAGAGUUACCAAGAGGUCAUGGAUAUACUAGAGUCACUGUGGCUGUCUGAGCCUGAGAAGGGGAAGGAGAGGCUGAAAGACUCUGGUGUGGACCUGAGCAGCGGCUCAGCUGGGUCGGGGGGUUCUGGGAAAGGCAGACCAGAUGAAACAGCAGGUGACAUCACUCCCAUAGCGGAGGGAGGGGAGGGGGAGGCAGGAGAGACAGAGGGAGAGACAGAGGGAGGGGGAGAGGAAGGAGAGGGAGAGGGAGGGGGAGAGGGAGAGGGAGGGGGAGGGGGAGAGGAAGGAGAGGGAGAGACAGAAGGAGGGGGAGAGGAAGGAGAGGGAGAGGGAGGGAGGGAGGGAGGGGGAGAGGAAGCAGCAUCAGCAGAACUGCUUUCAGACACGACCACCCCAGACAUCGCCAGCCGAGUGCAGAGCAGUCCAGGGGAUGAUGAGGCGGUCCCAGAGUUGCCCGCUGGGAGAGGUGAGAUGAUGCGCACCCCUGAGAGCCUCAAAGCCCCAGGGAGCCCGUCCUCUUCAAACAGCACAGCCUACAAGUCCCCUACUGACAUAGAGAGAGAAACCCCGGAAGACACCCCCAGCUCAGGGACACCCCCGUCGGUCCAGCGAGCGCUGCUCACCAAGCGUGUCUCCCAGGACCCUGACCCAGUCUGGGUUCUCAACCUGCUGAAGAAGCUGGAGAAACAGUUCAUGACCCACUACGUAGACGCCAUGGCUGAGUUCAAGGUACUGAUGCAACAACAUGAAUCAUCAUCAUCAACAUCAAAUCAAAUCAAAUUUUAUUGGUCACAUGCGCCGAAUACAACAGGUGCAGACAUUACAGUGAAAUGCUUACUUACAGCCCUUAACCAACAGUGCAUUUAUUUUAAACAAAAAAGUAAGAAUAAAACAACAACAAAAAAGUGUUGAGAAAAAAAAAGAGCAGAAGUAAAAUAAAGUGACAGUAGGGAGGCUAUAUAUACAGUAAAAUAAAGUGACAGUAGGGAGGCUAUAUAUACAGGGGGGUACCGUUGCAGAGUCAAUGUGCGGGGGCACCGGCUAGUUGAGGUAGUUGAGGUAAUAUGUACAUGUGGGUAGAGUUAAAGUGACUAUGCAUAAAUACUUAACAGAGUAGCAGCAGCGUAAAAAGGAUGGGGUGGGGGGGCAGUGCAAAUAGUCCGGGUAGCCAUGAUUAGCUGUUCAGUAGUCUUAUGGCUUGGGGGUAGAAGCUGUUGAGAAGUCUUUUGGACCUAGACUUGGCACUCCGGUACCGCUUGCCGUGCGGUAGCAGAGAGAACAGUCUAUGACUAGGGUGGCUGGAGUCUUUGACAAUUUUGAGGGCCUUCCUCUGACACCGCCUGGUAUAGAGGUCCUGGAUGGCAGGGAGCUUUGCCCCAGUGAUGUACUGUAAUCAUUUUGUUAUGAAUAAUCUUGAUAAUACUGUUGUGUUUGUUCAGGUACGGUGGGACCUGGACGACAAUGUGAUGUUGGACGCUAUGAUCACUGAGCUGAGAGACGAGGUGAAGAAGAGGAUCCAGACGAGCAUCGAUCGUGAGCUGAGGAAGAUCCGGGGGCGGGCAGGGCGGGGGGGCAUGCCGCGCCCCCCUAUCCUGUCCCGGGAUUCAACCGUUACAGACCAGAGGAGGCGGAGGUUAAAGGUGGGAGGGACCAACACCUGAGGUUUCUAAAUCACCCUCAAAGUCACUCAGUAACAAAGCCACUAUUUUAGUUCAACAACUUUUAAAAGACUUUUAGUAAGACUUUAUUACAUAAUAUAUUUUUAAUUCCUAUUGUUAGUGUAUUGCCAUGUUUCGAAUGCAUUCCUAAUAAAGUUUGACUGUGCUUUGAAGGUCAUGAAGGUUCAGUCAGUGAACGAGAGUGACGGGGAGCAGGGUUCGGGGGCGGAUGUUAGCGACCAGCGCAGCGAGGGGGAGGAUGAGUACUGUCCCUGUGAAGCCUGCGUACGGAAGAAGGCGGAUGCCCAACAAAUCAAAAUGGAGGCUAUGGUCACCACAGCGCCGGUGAUGAUGGCGUUUGAUCUACGUAAGAUCCUGCAGAUGAAGAAAGACCCAAAGCCUCUGGCGCCCCCUAGCCCCACGGAGGGGAAGAACAAUGAUUGCCUGGAAUUGGAGGAGAAGAAGGAGGAGGAAGAGGGUGGGAAUCUAGAGAUGGUACACAAAGACGAGGAAGAGGAGGAUAUUAUACCAACUGUUGUCAUACAGGAAACUAUCCCUGAGGAGGAAGAGGAAGGAGCAACUGAGGGAGAGGAGGGAGAGGAGGAGGCACAGGAGAGUGAUGAAGCUGAGUCUGUGAUGGGGGAAGUAGAGGAGGAGAUAGCUGAGGAGAUAGAUGCUGAAGAACAAGAGCAGGAUGGAGUGGUAGAGCGAACGGAGGAUGAGGAGGAGGAGGACGAAGGAGAAAUGGGAGGUGAAAGUGCAGGAGAAGAUGGUGUGGAGGGGGAGGAGACAGGAGAGGGGGAGGAGUUAGUAGAAGGGGAAGAGGAAGAAGCAGUACAGGAGGAUCAAGCAGGAGGAGAUGAAAACACUAUUGAUGGACCAGCAGAGGGGGAGGAGGUGGCGGAAGAGACGGGAGAGGGGGAGGAGACGGGGGAGGAGGGAGUAGAGACAGGAGAGGGAACAGCUGAGGAGGAGGGUGGAGAAACAGCUGGAGGAGAGGGAGCAGUGGAGGAGGAGACAGAGGAGGCUGGAACAGGAGGAGAGGAGGAGGAGGAUGGAGGAGAGGAGGCGGAGGAGGGUGGAACAGGAGGAGAGGAGGAGGAGGAUGGAGGAGACGACGAGGAGGAGGAGAACAAUGUGGCGUCUGAAUUCAAGGUGGAAGAAGAGGAGGGAGAGAAUGAAAACACAGCAGGAGAGAAAAGUGGAGAGGAGGAGGGAGGGACGGGAGGAGAAGGAGAGACAGAGGGAGAAGAAGAGGAGACUCCUGAGGAAGGCACAGAGGACAACGUGGGGGUGGAGGAUGAUGCUGUGGAGGAGUUUCAUCCUGAAGAAGAGAAGGGUGAGGAGACAGAGGGAAAGAGACAAUUCCCUCUGGUCCACCAGAUGACCAGAACCUCUGUGGAGUCCCAGCCAGGAUCUAUGGAGAACACAGACCCAGUUUCACCAAUGCGCUCUUUAACCCCCAUAGAGACCAAGGAAACCGGCUCUGAUGGACACAAGAUGGCGUCUGCCGGGGAGGGGUCUGGGGGGAAAGGCCAGAGGAGGAGCCGAUCUCCAGCCAGAGCCAAACGCAGGAAACCAAAAGAGAGCAACAUAGAACUAGACGAUCUAGAAAUGUAA